UUUCUUUCUUUCUUAUACUUUAUUAUUAAUUUUUUUGCUGUAUAUACAUAAAUCAUGGGUAUUAAGAAAGCUGGUGUUUUAGGUGCCACAGGUUCUGUUGGUCAACGUUUCAUCUUGUUAUUGGCUGAACAUCCAGACUUUGAGAUUCAUGCUCUUGGUGCAUCUUCUCGUUCUGCUGGUAAGGCUUAUGAACAAGCUGUCACUUGGAAACAAACAGACUUACUUCCUGAAGUCGCCAAGAAGAUCACUGUCUCUGAAUGUAAGCCAGAAGGUGCCUUUGCUGAGUGUGAUAUUGUCUUUUCUGGUCUUGAUGCUGAUUACGCUGGUGAAAUUGAAAAGGACUUUGUUAACGCUGGUCUUGCUGUUGUUUCCAAUGCUAAGAACUACAGAAGAUCUCCAGAUGUUCCAUUAGUUGUUCCUAUUGUUAACCCAGAACAUUUGUCUGUCAUCGAAAAGAAAAUCUCUGAUGCUAAGACUGCUGGUGAAAAGAAACCUGGUUUCAUCAUUUGUAUCUCCAAUUGUUCCACUGCCGGGCUUGUUGCCCCAUUGAAGCCUCUUGUUGAUGCUUACGGUCCAAUUGACUUGUUGACCACAACCACUCUCCAAGCUAUCUCUGGUGCUGGAUUCUCGCCAGGUGUAUCUGGUAUUGAUGUAUUGGACAAUAUUGUUCCAUACAUUAGUGGUGAAGAAGAAAAGAUGGAAUGGGAAACUAAGAAAAUCUUGGGUAACUUCAACAAGGAAGGUAGCGAAUUUGUUCCACUCUCCGAUGAUGAAAUGAAGGUUUCUGCUCAAUGUAACCGUGUUGCUGUUAGUGAUGGUCACACCGAAUGUAUCUCUUUAAGAUUCGCCAACAGACCAGCUCCAUCCGUUGAACAAGUCAAGCAAACCUUGCGUGAUUACGUCUGUGAAGCCACCAAGUUGGGAUGUCACUCAUCUCCAAAGCAAACCAUUCAUGUCUUGGAAGAAGCCGACAGACCACAACCAAGAUUGGACAGAAACAGAGAUGCCGGGUACGGUGUUUCCGUUGGAAGAAUCAGAGAAGACCCUGUGUUGGACUUCAAGAUGGUUGUGUUGUCACACAACACCAUCAUAGGUGCUGCAGGUUCAGGUAUCUUAAUUGCUGAAAUUUUGAAGGCAAAGAACAUCAUCUAAUAGAGUAUUAUAAGUGAAAAAAAUAUAAAAACUAGUCGUUUG
Molecule: messenger RNA, 1194 nt
Organism: [Candida] anglica
Lineage: Eukaryota; Fungi; Ascomycota; Pichiomycetes; Serinales; Debaryomycetaceae
Source: the annotation of a GenBank genome assembly